CUCGUCGCAACAGUUAUGCGCCUGCUCGCGCUCGCUAUCACGCUCGCCGCGCUCGCGCCCGCCCUCGCGGCCCCGCGCAAAGCCACCAAGUCGUGCCCUUCGCCGACCUCGCUCUCCCCUUCUCCGACCUCUCCCUCAACCCCCACCUCCCCCUCUUCCACCCCCUCCUCCUCCUCCUCGCUCAUCGAAAACACCUGGGGCACAGGCUUCAUCGAUCGCGCCGACUUCAUCGCCGGCGACUACGUCAACGGCUCAGAAUACCUCUCGUGGGCGUGGGCGCUGAUCUACCGCCCGGCUGACAACGGCACCUUCUGCCUGAGCACGUACGCGGACCCGCCGGGCGCGUUGGUCGCGUACAUCGCCGACUCGGGGGGCAGCAGCGCCGCCCUCGCCGCUGGGCCCGGGACGCGAGUCGGCGCCGCGUGUGUUGCUGGUGUCGACGAGAGCUGUGUCGACUUCUGGGCGCAGGCCGGAAACCUCACGGCCGUAGGGAAGCGGACACACUGCUUUGCGAGGGGCGAUGCGAGCCAUGGGCCGGGUGCGUAGUUUGGACAAU
Cutaneotrichosporon oleaginosum is the source of this 556-nucleotide messenger RNA. RefSeq lists its product as uncharacterized. The record is from RefSeq and is a predicted model, not a curated record. Lineage: Eukaryota; Fungi; Basidiomycota; Tremellomycetes; Trichosporonales; Trichosporonaceae.